This is a messenger RNA of Pararge aegeria (speckled wood butterfly), 2138 nucleotides long. Its product is annotated as zinc finger protein 726-like. Gene Ontology annotation, molecular function: zinc ion binding; RNA polymerase II cis-regulatory region sequence-specific DNA binding; DNA-binding transcription factor activity, RNA polymerase II-specific. The transcript is spliced from 11 exons. The record is from RefSeq and is a predicted model, not a curated record. Bases 167 to 2065 code for a protein of 632 amino acids. Gene Ontology annotation, biological process: regulation of transcription by RNA polymerase II. Gene Ontology annotation, cellular component: nucleus; chromosome. Lineage: Eukaryota; Metazoa; Arthropoda; Insecta; Lepidoptera; Nymphalidae.
UAUCAAAAUGUUAGAAUCGUUUUGUUGGAAAGCGAUUGUAAAUCGUGUAUUUAUUAAAUUUCUAGUAAUUGUUACAGUGUGAAAACUCUCUUCACCUGCUUCUCUGGUAGUAAGAGAUAUGUAAAAGAUGGACUAUAAGUUUUAAAGUGCUAAUAUUAGUUGAAAUAUGAACGCCGUAAAAAGUGAAUUGGACAAUGUAUGCCGCGGUUGUUUAUGCGUCGAUCGCAUACUGAUGCCGCUAAACAAGAAUGUUGAUUUAUUUUUUAUACUACUGGGCAACGAACUUUCUAUAUCCGAGGAUUCCAAAUACUACAAUAUUCUCCUGUGCUGGGAAUGCAUCGCACUAUUGAAGAAGGCUGAAGUUUUCCGCAAGAGAGUGCAGUCGGCUCACAGAUAUUUCGAGAGAAUAUUGAGCAGUCCAAUCACGAUACGGGCCUUAACAAAUCUCAAUACUCACAAGAAGGACGACUACGACUUAAUAUAUGUGGAAAAUGAGAAUUUCGAACCCAAAAUAAAACCUGAAGCAUUAAAAUUUGAAAUUCCGAUACCCAUAUCGAAUGAACCUGAUAACAGCUGUCAUAUUAAAGAGGAAAACUACGAUGAAGACGAUGAUGACGACGACAAUAACUUUGAUUACGAUGCGGAGGAGGCGAAACCCGAUGUGUCUUCCUUCGUGAAGAAGGAGAAGAAAAAAAAGAAAUACAAAAUCAGCCCUUUGGGUAAAAGAAUAAAGACAAAAUCCAUCAAGUACACAGAGGAGGAAAUAAAUAAAUACAUAGAACAAGUCGACUACAGUCUGAAGGAUGUGUUAGCGAUGAGGCACGAAAAGAAACCCAAUCGGAUUAAGAACAUGGAAACUCGUUGCAAUGUUUACAUAAUGAAACUGCUGGAGACGCAGAAGAAAGAUCUGAGUAAAAGACUGAAGGGCGACGGCAUAACGUGCUCGGAGUGUGAUGCUGUAGUGCCGGACCAGGAGUCCAUGAAGAUGCACUGGGAGAGCCACCCGGUUUCUCUUCUCCGCUGCCACUUCUGUGGCCUUCUCAGCAAGUCGCGCAAGAACCUCACCUACCACACUGAGGCGCGGCACUCCAUCAUAUACAGCUGUACGCUGUGCAAUAUCGAGUUCAGAGCCCUGCCGGAGUACUACCGCCACGACCGGGAGCUUCACAGGACACUAAUAUGCGACUACUGCGGCAAGAAGUUCCAACAGAAAAGCGGCAUCGAACGGCAUAUCAAACGUAAGCACUUACCAAUGAAAUGCGAGGUAUGUAAGCGGAAUUACAAAAAAAUGGCUUUUCUGAACAACCACAUGGCCGUUUGCCACCCGGAGGUGAAGUGGAAAACGGUCAAGCGCGAGUUGACAUACUGCGUCGAAUGCGACAUGCAUUUCGGUACGGAGUUCCUAUAUAAACGUCACCUGAGAACCGCCAUUGCCCACCGACCUAAACCCAAAAUCACACACAACCAUUUACCCGCGAUGUGCUAUAUUUGUAACUUUGAGUUCAAACGAAAGAACUACCUGGCUGAGCACAUGAAGCUAUUGCACCCGGAGCAUAAAGAGGUUAAGAGGAAAAUAGUCAAAGAGCUAGCCUACUGUGUCGAGUGCGACCUGCAGUUCGCGAGCGAGUACUUUUACAGGCGGCACCUGAGAUACGCGGUCGCGCACAAGCGCAGGAUAAGAGCUAAGGUACCUUGCCCGGACUGUGGUAAGAUAUUCAGUCGGAAGAGCUAUAUGGAUAAUCACUAUAAACUAAUACACGUUAGAAAGAGUCAGCACUAUUGUGAGCUCUGUGAUAAGCACUUCAUAAACGGCUACGCGAUACGAACACACAAGAAAUUCGUCCACGAGAAAUACGAGAAGCCGAAGAACAAGAUAUGUGAUAUCUGCGGAAGAGGUUUCCAUACAAAUCGCGUGCUGAUUAAUCACAAAAGGACACAUACGGGUGAGAGGCCGCAUAAGUGCUCUUACUGUCCCGCGGCCUUCGCGCAGAACGUCGCGCGGAAGACGCACGAGAAAACACAACAUAAACACCUACUGCAAGAGCUCAAGGGCUUCUCGGCGUGAGGGCAGACGAAUAUUAUGCUAAUGUAAAUGAAUUCUCCAACAGGUCUUAACAAUAAACUAUCCAAUCUUUGUC